Messenger RNA from Pungitius pungitius (ninespine stickleback), 1863 nucleotides. RefSeq names its product ciliary rootlet coiled-coil protein 2-like. Lineage: Eukaryota; Metazoa; Chordata; Actinopteri; Perciformes; Gasterosteidae. The coding region runs from base 128 to 1687 and encodes 519 amino acids. The transcript has a single exon. The record is from RefSeq and is a predicted model, not a curated record.
AAUUUGAAUAAAAACAAAAUUUGUCACAUCUGUUGAUCACUGACAGACUGCAUCAUUAGAAAACUGUUCACCAGUUACUAACUGCAUUUGUACAAGACCUUUGUAUACUUGUUUCCCAGCUAAAUCAAUGCAUCAGCAGCAUGAGAGGAGAGAGGCGCGUGAAGAAAUGGAGAGACUCUGGAGGGCAAGUGAACCGGAGACGAUGAACACCUUCGGGAUCGCCAGUGAGGUUUGCAGCCCUCUCAAAACCAGAAAGGAGAUGGUAGUUCAAAUGGAAUAUGAGAACCUGAAAAUGUCCCAUAUAAUCAGCGAGCAUAAGUUCUCAGUGGAGAUCCAGCUCGAGAGAGAGAGAAAUGCAGCGCUCCGUGAAGAACUCAAACAUCUUCAGACCAACUGGAGCCAUAAAGAGGAUUUAAAGACUAAAGUUAAGAUGUCCAAAGACCUGAAUGCCAGAAAUCAGCAGAUGGUAACGAAGGAUGCUCUGCUUCGCCACAUGAAGGAGAAGAUCCAGACUAUGAAGGACAAUGCCUCUGAGAUGGAGAAGAACUUUCUGAAAGACUUGGAGGACCUAAACCAUCAACAGUUCUCAAAUAAUCUGGAGAAUGCCAACAAGCUCCACACUGAGGAGGAGGUCAAUCAAGGCCUCAGAAAAGAACUAUCCAGGCUCCAACAAGAGCAGGAGGACAACAUCAGGGAGAAAGAAGUUCUUGAAAAGGAGGUGGUGGCAUUGCAGGACAACAUCAACACCAUGAAGGACAAUGCCUCUGAGAUGGAGAAGAACUUUCUGAAAGACUUGGAGGACCUAAACCAUCAACAGUUCUCAAAUAAUCUGGAGAAUGCCAACAAGCUCCACACUGAGGAGGAGGUCAAUCAAGGCCUCAGAAAAGAACUAUCCAGGCUCCAACAAGAGCAGGAGGACAACAUCAGGGAGAAAGAAGUUCUUGAAAAGGAGGUGGUGGCAUUGCAGGACAACAUCAACACCAUGAAGGACAAUGCCUCUGAGACAGAGAAGAACUUUCUGAAAGAUUUGGAGGACCUAAACCAUCAACAGUUCUCAAAUAAUCUGGAGAAUGCCAACAAGCUCCACACUGAGGAGGAGGUCAAUCAAGGCCUCAGAAAAGAACUAUCCAGGCUCCAACAAGAGCAGGAGGACAACAUCAGGGAGAAAGAAGUUCUUGAAAAGGAGGUGGUGGCAUUGCAGGACAACAUCAACACCAUGAAGGACAAUGCCUCUGAGACAGAGAAGAACUUUCUGAAAGAUUUGGAGGACCUAAACCAUCAACAGGUCUUAAGAAACCUGGAGCAUGCCAACAAGCUCCAAGCCAAGGAGGAAGUCCAUCAAGGCCUCAGAACAGAACUCUUCAGGCUUCAACAAGAGCAGGAGGACAACAUCAGGGAGAAAGAAGUUCUUGAAAAGGAGGUGGUGGCAUUGCAGGACAACAUCAACACCAUGAAGGACAAUGCCUCCAAGACAGAGAAGAACUUUUUGAACGAUUUGGAGGACCUGAAUCAUCAACAGGUCUUAAGAAACCUGGAGCAUGCCAACAAGCUCCAAGCCAAGGAGGAAGUCCAUCAAGGCCUCAGAACAGAACUCUUGAGGCUUCAACAAGAGCAGGAGGACACAUCAGAGAGAAAGACGUUCUUGAAAAUGAGGAGGUGGCCUUGCAUGACAACAUCAACCCCAUGAAGGAGAAGACACAUUUCAAAGACCUGGAUGACCUGAAAGAACAACUGGCCUCAACCAACCAGGAGUCGGUCAUUGAGACCAAUUGUGACGUCAGCCACAAUCUCCAGACUGACCUUGAGGAGGUGAAAGAAGAGAAUACCAGGGAACCAGAGGAGUGUGACGUCCACGACUCACCA